Vitis riparia (riverbank grape) is the source of this 954-nucleotide messenger RNA. Its product is annotated as probable glutathione peroxidase 5. Gene Ontology annotation, molecular function: glutathione peroxidase activity. The coding region runs from base 158 to 670 and encodes 170 amino acids. Gene Ontology annotation, biological process: response to oxidative stress. Lineage: Eukaryota; Viridiplantae; Streptophyta; Magnoliopsida; Vitales; Vitaceae. The record is from RefSeq and is a predicted model, not a curated record. The transcript has 6 exons.
UCCGAAAUCCUUAGGCUGAGAGUCCUUUGCCUCGCUGGAGAGGAUCUUCUUCCGGUAUCCAACCAUAUUCAUAAAGUUGAUGGGAUCCAAACCUAACAUAAAAAGUUGAUAAAGGAUUAAAGGGCUACUCAAGAAUCCGUAGGGCAUAAAAAAAGAUAUGGGUGCUUCCCAAUCGGGUUCAGAAAAAUCAAUUCAUGAAUUCAGAGUCAAGGACUAUAAGGCCAAGGAUGUGGACCUCAGUGUUUAUAAAGGGAAAGUUCUUCUGGUGGUCAAUGUUGCCUCCAAAUGUGGGCUUACCGAUUCGAAUUACACCCAAUUGACUGAGCUCUACAACAAAUACAAGGACAAAGGUUUUGAGAUCUUAGCAUUUCCAUGCAAUCAAUUUCUGAAGCAAGAGCCUGGGUCGAGUGAGCAGGCACAAGAAUUUGCAUGUACAAGAUACAAGGCUGAAUAUCCAAUUUUUCAUAAGGUUCGUGUAAAUGGCCCUGAUGCUGCACCAGUCUACAAAUUCCUCAAAGCACACAAAAGUGGAUUUCUUGGAUCUAGGAUCAAAUGGAAUUUCACCAAGUUUCUAGUUGAUAAGGAAGGAACUGUCCUCGCCCGCUAUGGCCCAACAACUGCCCCAUUGACCAUUGAGGCUGAUAUCCAGAAAGCCUUGGGAGACAAGUGAGGAACUUCAUGUUCAGUAUAGAUAUAAAUGUGGAUUAGUUCAAUUAGAGAACAUGAUAAAAUUAAUUAAAAGAAUGAUUCUGGUGUUCUAUUCAGUUAAUAAGUUUGUAUUGGUUGUAGUGUCUAGCCCUUGUAAUAUAUGAUGAUACGCUCUAUUUCCAUGCCUUGCUCUAUGGCUAGAAAUUUAGGUACUUUUACAUUUUCCUUUUAAGCGUGAAAUUGGAGUUCUGCUUGUUCCUUUGGAUUUCUUCAAUGGAAGCAUAUGUUAUUUUUCUUUGUUGACAA